This is a messenger RNA of Nannizzia gypsea CBS 118893, 354 nucleotides long. RefSeq lists its product as hypothetical. NCBI's taxonomy places the organism in Eukaryota, Fungi, Ascomycota, Eurotiomycetes, Onygenales, Arthrodermataceae. The transcript has a single exon. The record is from RefSeq and is a predicted model, not a curated record. The coding region runs from base 1 to 354 and encodes 117 amino acids.
AUGCGUUUCUCCAUCACUUCCGCCAUCGCUAUCAUGGCUGGUCUCACUGCUAGCGGAUCAGCCUUCGUUAUUGACACCUAUAGUGGCACCGGCUGCGGCAAUGUCGUCCAAACCGACGUCAACAUCUGGGAUAACACCUGUGCGACUUGGCCUGAAGGUUUCCAGUCUUUCAGGAUCAGAGUCUGGGGCGGUAGUCAUCAGAUGGGGUACUUCUUCGCGCCCGAUAACUGCGGGAGCCUUCCUGGGUCUAUUGGCCAAGGCUAUGUGGAUUCUACAACCUACGACUACAAGCUUGGAGACUGCUAUCAUUUCAACGGUGCAUCUGCCAAUGCGAUUGCUUCGUACGCUGGUUGA